Messenger RNA from Punica granatum (pomegranate), 1110 nucleotides. NCBI's taxonomy places the organism in Eukaryota, Viridiplantae, Streptophyta, Magnoliopsida, Myrtales, Lythraceae. The record is from RefSeq and is a predicted model, not a curated record.
UCCACUCAUCCCCUCCACUCUUAUCCUCCACCCCCUCAAACUCAAAUCAUCUCAACCUCUCUCUCUCUCUCCCCCUCUCUGUACUUCAAUGGCAGCAGCUACAUCAAGUGAAUUGUCAACCCAGCUCCUACUCAUCAAGCAGUACCUUCUCGGCGAGCCCUCUCCUGUCGGCGGAGCCGCCUUCUCCUCCGACUUCCUGAUGACCUCCGACCCUUUGAGCUUCAGUGAAGACUUCGACUCCACCGCUGAUCUCUUAUUCGGAUUCAAUGCCAAACCUCACGCUAUUGCCAUGACGGCCCCGAAAGCAUCCGAAUCGAGCUCCCCGUCGAGCUCUGGAUCGAACUCUUCCUUCGAGUUCGAUUCCAAAACUCUGCGUUCGGACUCCACCUCCCGACCGAAGAAGCCGUCGCUGAAGAUCUCGCUGCCGAGCAAGGUCGAGUGGCUGCACUUCGGGGAGCCGGACAGAGCUGUUGCGGUUCAGGAUCACUUGGAGGAUCGGAGACCGCACUACAGAGGCGUCAGGCAGCGGCCUUGGGGCAAGUUCGCCGCUGAGAUCCGCGACCCCAACCGGAAAGGCUCCCGGGUGUGGCUCGGCACCUAUGACACUGCUAUCGAAGCCGCCAGAGCCUAUGACCGUGCCGCCUUCAAGCUGCGUGGCUCCAAGGCCAUCCUUAACUUCCCUCUGGAAGCCGGCAAGUCCGAGCCGGUGGCAGCCCACUGCGGUGGCGCGAAACGACGCCGUGAGGCGGGAGAUCGGAACGGCCGAGCGGAGGCUGAACUAAUAACGACGAAGAAAAAUAAAAUCGAGUUAUCGCAAACGGACGUGAUUAAUCAAUUUCGGGACGCUCCGCUGACGCCGUCGUGCUGGACGGCUGUUUGGGACAGUGAUACGAACGGUGUCUUCAAUGUCCCACCCUUGUCGCCGUUAUCUCCCCACCCGCCGUUAGGCUUCCCGCAACUAACGGUUAUAUGAGGAGCCUUUUUUUUCUUUUUUUUUUGGGGGUUAUAGUUAUUUAUUUGAGGAGAUUCAAUAAGAAAUUAGGAAACAACAAUCUUGUGCAUAUACUUCCCUUAAACUAAUAUAAGAUGAAAAAACAUGUCUUCAAUGUA